AUGACGUCACCAGUCCCUCCAAUGUGGAAACAGAAACUCGGCACAUUGUUCAAGCGAUUCGAUAAGGCUGGCAAAGGUCAUUUAACGAGAGAUGAUAUUAAUUCCCAAGUCGAUCUUUUUGAAGCAAAGGGGUGUCUGAAUUCGACAGAUGGAAAUGAGUUAAGGGAUCUAUUUGGAAAGCUGUGGAGUUUCUUUUUUAAUGGAAGUGACUCUGUAGAUCUCGAACAGUGGAUCAAAUCGCAUUUGACCCUGAUAAUCCCUGGAACCUCCAAGGUUAAUGUCUGGGACAACAUACUGAAGCGCACUGGAACGCUGAUGUUCAGAGCAGCUGAUAAGCAAGGGAGGGGCAUAAUGUCGGAAGAGGAAUUUUCAAUUUAUUUAACCUGCCUUGGAUUGGAAGGCGACAAGUUUGGUAAAGAUAUCUUUAAGAGACUAAAUGUUUCUUCUGAUGGAAAAGUCUCUGAAGAUGAAUUCUUACAAAUGUUUUAUGACUUUGUGUACAACAAGGAAGAUGCACCCAGCAAGGAACUGAUGGGACCACUUUGUUGUUAA
This is a messenger RNA of Rhopilema esculentum, 552 nucleotides long. Its product is annotated as sarcoplasmic calcium-binding protein-like. Gene Ontology annotation, molecular function: calcium ion binding. Lineage: Eukaryota; Metazoa; Cnidaria; Scyphozoa; Rhizostomeae; Rhizostomatidae. The record is from RefSeq and is a predicted model, not a curated record.